GCGUCGCGAAAAGAAGGGUGCUUUCCUCUCCCCCCCCCCCGACGUUCGCUUUGAAUGUUCCGUCACCUGUUGCUUGCGCCGGUGGACAAUCAGCACCUCGGAUCCCUAUCCAUAUCCAAUAUAUUAUCCCUCAGCUGACUAGUGAGUCAUCACGCCCUUGGGUUUUCGUUGGACUUUUCUCGCUCGCUUCUUUAGUCGCUGCUUAGGCCGUUCGCUGCAGGAAUUGAUUUUCUCGGUUGUGUCCUCUUCUGGGGUUCUUUCGGUUUACCCAUUUCCGUCCCCGUCGAACCCGGGUCGUUCGUUCCCUGGGAUCUUUACUCUAGCCCGGAGGGAGCGAAAGUCCUGUCCUGCUGCGGCCUUCCACGCUAAAGCCUCUGUUUUGGAUUUCUGGGUCGUCACGGAAUUCUUCUGUAGCUUGGCUUGGUCAGAACAGGAGGUUUGGGUUCCUUUUUCCAUCAAUGGAAGGAUUCGUGGGGCCGCGGGUGUACAGCUGCUACAAUUGUCGAAACCAUGUGUGUCUUCACGACGAUAUUAUCUCCAAGGAUUUCCAGGGAGUAAAUGGCCGGGCUUUUCUGUUCUCUCAUGCCGUGAACAUUGUCGUGGGGGCCCUAGAAGAUCGGCGCCUCCGCACUGGUCUUCAUACAGUUGGUGACAUAUCCUGUGCCGAUUGCCACGAGGUGUUGGGUUGGAAGUACGAGAGGGCCUUCGAAGCUUCACAGAAGUAUAAGGAAGGAAAAUUCAUAUUCGAGAAGGUGAAGAUUGUCAAGGAAAAUUGGUAGCAGGAGCACCAGCUGAUGUUUAUGCCUGACAAAACAUUAAUCUGCAUAAAUCCCCACGCUCAUGUGAAUGUGUAGAUAACCCGAUCUUCGUGUACAGAGAUUUCUCAGCUGAUAAAAAAUUGGUCCUAGGAACCGUGGAAUCUUGCCCUGUGUGGUGUCUGGAAGUUGCAUAUCGCUUUCACUUUUUGUAUAAAUGAGUGUGUCUGAUUUUACUUGUAUUUUUGCUUCCCUUUUAGUUAGUAGCUGUGAAUUUAGAGGUUCUUGACAUUGACUCUUGAAUUUCGAGGUUCCCAACUAGGGAAAGAAAGCCAUGGUAUUAUACAAACAUAAGAUCCCCGGACGUUUUGUUUGAACAUUCACGACUCACCAGAAGAUUUCAAGUCAAAGUGGCUGCUUUCUUUUC
Messenger RNA from Eucalyptus grandis, 1182 nucleotides. Its product is annotated as protein yippee-like At4g27745. Lineage: Eukaryota; Viridiplantae; Streptophyta; Magnoliopsida; Myrtales; Myrtaceae. Bases 459 to 779 code for a protein of 106 amino acids. The record is from RefSeq and is a predicted model, not a curated record. The transcript is spliced from 3 exons.